Molecule: messenger RNA, 879 nt
Organism: Exophiala viscosa
Lineage: Eukaryota; Fungi; Ascomycota; Eurotiomycetes; Chaetothyriales; Herpotrichiellaceae
Exons: 3
Coding region: 1-879 (292 amino acids)
Biological process (GO): transmembrane transport; carbohydrate transport
Cellular component (GO): membrane
Molecular function (GO): carbohydrate:proton symporter activity
Source: RefSeq, a predicted model, not a curated record
AUGUCACCGAAGACUCUGUCCACGAUUGCACUUCCUCUCUCGUUGCGACCACCAAUUCCUCCUGACUUUGUAGGUCCAGCUCAGACUCGAGCGGUCAUGGCGCACUCGCAGCAUCCAAGGAAUCACCUGUCGCGAUGUAUCCCGAAGUCUCAAAAUCUACUCCUGGCGGCCAUAAUCGCCGUUUCAGUGGUAGACUCGGUACUCCUCGGCUACGACAGUAGUCUGAUGGGCAGCCUGAAUGUAAUGCCAACAUACACCAACUACUUCUCCUUGAUCACAGCAACCAAGUCCCUGAAUACGGCGAUCUCAUAUGUUGGCGGAUCGUGCUCGGCCGUUGUCGCUGGCUUUGUGAUAGACUGGAUCGGACGAAGAAAAAGCAUCUACCUGUCUGCCGGCCUGACAUUGAUUGGCGCUGUCAUUCAAGCAGCCGCCCAGAACAUUGGAAUGUUCAUUGCUGGCCGAUUCAUAGUCAGCUCUGGCCUCGGGUUUGCGCAGACAGCAUGCCCGACAUACGUGGCAGAGACUGCUCCAUUCAAACACAGACCCCUUGCUCUAGGCCUUUACUACGCAUGCUGGGGCGUCGGCACACUUCUAGCUUCGGGAGUCUGUUAUUCAACUCAACACUACUCCUCGACGUGGGCAUGGAGGACUCCUAGCUUGGUCCAGAUCGUGCCGAGCAUCCUCUGCUUCAUUGUCUUGAUCUUCCUCCCGGAGUCACCUCGAUGGCUCAUAGACCAGGAUCGCCAUGACGAAGCAUUGGAAGUGCUCGCCAUGGUCAACGCUCAUGGAGAUAAAAACGACCCGGUCGUUCUUGUCCAGUAUCGAGAGAUUAGCGACACCAUCGCUUUCGAAAAGAGUCGAGAGCUGUCGUUCCUCUAG